Molecule: messenger RNA, 1339 nt
Organism: Achroia grisella
Lineage: Eukaryota; Metazoa; Arthropoda; Insecta; Lepidoptera; Pyralidae
Product: E3 ubiquitin-protein ligase RNFT1-like
Exons: 1
Coding region: 271-1245 (324 amino acids)
Biological process (GO): ubiquitin-dependent protein catabolic process; protein ubiquitination
Molecular function (GO): ubiquitin protein ligase activity
Source: RefSeq, a predicted model, not a curated record
AAGAAGAGGAAAAAAAAUAUUCGUAGAUUUAAUUUCAUGUAUUAAGGGAUGCAAUUAUCGACGUUAGUGGGGAAGUAUCGAUGAAUAGUUAUGAUUUCUGUCAAUAUGACAACUGACAACUGAUAAGUAAUGACAGGUCUGAUGAAAAGUUGCUAAACUGAAACUUGUCUGAAAAUCAAACUGAACCUGCUAUAUAAAAAUACCUGUAAUCGAUACCUAAUUAUUUACUAAUUAAUUAAAAUUAUGUUGACAAUGAGAUGAGACGGAAAAAUGAUUUCUUAUGUUGCAAAAGUGAUAAACUUGAUUGCCAUAACAAUACAAAAAGUAUUUCUCAUUGCUUCAUUUACAGGAAAAGUUAUUGUAGCCGUUGGUACGACCAUCUCCUCGCUGCUAGUUGAAGUUAUCAGUAAUAUAUACUUAUUUAUUCAAAUCACUUAUGAAGACAAUGUUUCGAUUUUUACUGAAGACAUACCCAAUUUUGUGGAUAAUGUUAUUUACACAUUUGGUGAUCAAGUGACAUAUAUUCAGAGAGCGUUGGUGUUUAUUUUGGAAACAUUUAGUCACAGAUUUAAUUUAAUCGUUGAUACUGUUAAGAGUUCAGUUAUAGCAGUGUUUGUUGUUGUUGGUGAAAUAAUAUUUUUGUUAAAGAAUGGAAUAAUAUUAUUAGGUGACACUUUAUGGCUUAUUAUAACAUUUAUACCAGUGCACCUUCCACAGCUGCUCAAGGCAGGGUUCAUGAGCCUGAAUGACAUUAUAGUGGGCUAUGUUGUUGAUGCAUACAUGAGCUUGUUGAAGAUUACAAAUUUCCUGACAGAUGUGCCUUUGGAAUCUUUUAUAGGAAUUAUUAGUGCUAUCAUCAUUGUCCGCUUAUCCAUUCAUUUUAGAGAAACAAUCCAAAUUGAAAUUACAGAGUUCUAUUGGUCUUUUAUAAGAAAAUUCAUGUAUAUAUAUUAUACACUUUACAACUACUUUACUGACCCAGAAGUAAGAGUAAUAACACACAUGGCAAGUGGUCAAGAUGUUACUUCAAGGGAAGCCAGUUUUAGUGAAAAUGAUGUGGAUGAUGCUAAUAACCCUGCAGAAGCCCUCUGUGUUAUAUGCCAGGAAAGGCAAAAAUGUGUCUUAACAUUGCCAUGCCGUCAUGUGUGUUUGUGCACAGAAUGCUGCAGACGCUUAUAUGGUUAUCAACGUACUUGUCCAGUUUGCCGGACAUUUAUUUAUCACUCUGUGAAUGUAUAUUUGUGACGGACUGUAUUAAUAUUAUGCGAUUGAACAUAUUACAUUCCUGUUAAUGAAAGAAUGGAGUGUUAUUGAACAUUGAAAUUAGCAAUAAACAAAA